Molecule: messenger RNA, 5406 nt
Organism: Uloborus diversus
Lineage: Eukaryota; Metazoa; Arthropoda; Arachnida; Araneae; Uloboridae
Exons: 5
Coding region: 382-4602 (1406 amino acids)
Source: RefSeq, a predicted model, not a curated record
UUUGCCGCCAAAUACUGAGAUGGUAUGCUGUUGUUUUUAAAUUUAAAACUGAAAAAAGAAGUAAAAAAUGCAAAGAAACAUGAACGAAUGUUCAAAAUGUUGACAGUAAACGAGAAAAUGUUCACGUUUCACCCUGACACAGCGUUGCCUCGAUCAAUUUCCGCGUCUUGAACAGAUUAUUUGUGCAACUAAGUAUGGCAGCCGUAGUUUGAACGUUGAAUCGAGUGUGGAGGUUGUUUUUAUUUUUGACAUUGUCGUACAAUUUGAUAUUAAAAAAAAAAAAAAAUGUGUGACAGUGUAUUAGUAAAUUCAAAUGGCGAACAUUCUUUCUUAGGCGAUGAAUGGUUAUCAAAAUCACCAUCUUAACAACAAAAAAGACUCAUGAAAUGUGGAAUAUUAUGUUCUGUGAGCUGUCUUGUACAUAGUACUCCCGCUGUUUCUUGUGAAGUCAUGGAACCUUCAGGAGAUUCAGAGUUAGAACCACUUCCCGAAAUCGGUGAAUUAAUACUGAAAACGAAUGCGGACGUCGAACCCUUUGUAGAAACAACUUCGUCGGAUUUGCCUUCUAUUUCGGAGCUUAUUGAGGAGUUCAAGUGCAAGCCUUGCGUUGUGGUCUUGCACAGAUUGAAUCCUGAUGAAAUUGAAUUACAUACUAAAAGAGUGCUCUCAUCUCAUGCAGAUGGCUUGGAGUUGGACCUCUUGAGCACAUCUUGCAGACUUGAAAAAAAAACAAUCCAGAAACAAAAACUGUUUGAAAAAUAUAAAUUGUCCAGACAAAAUUUCAGAAAACGUAAAAGAUCACAAGCACAUAAACAUGGAUCAGACGAGUUCUUUUCCGAAGCAGAGUUUGAGGAACAGAAUUCAAGGCAUUUGAAAAAAAGAAAAGGACGAAAUCGGAAGCGUCUUACUUAUGAAGACGAUGUGGAGUGGUCACCAGACAGCUCAAAACAUAUGUAUGCUCCCAGUUACAAGACAAAAGUCAACAAAGCUACAAAGAUGUUACGGCAGAAUGCUCGAAGGAAAAUUAUUGAUAGUGCUUCCAGUGAUAGUGAGGAUGGAUACUAUUGGGAAAAAUUUGGUCACAACCAGGAAGAAAGUAAAAUGAACAAAACGGUUAGCAAUUUUCCUGUUGAAAGAGCUAAUCCAGUAUCCGACAAGUUGGGGGGAACAGAAAGCAAUCCAGGAAAGUAUGAUGUGCUGUCGCAAAUAAUGCAAGAUAUGGAUAACCAGCACAAUGGGAUGGCGAAGAGGAAAUUUAAUGAGCAUAAAAAAAUAAAUUCAUUCACAAAAUGUAAUCUCAGUCCAGAGAAAAGACAAAAGCGUAAAAGAAAAAUCAGUGUCAUGGGUGGCAAAUUUGUGCGUUCCAAUUCAAAUUCCAACACUGUGUCUAGUAUAGUGGAGGACAUUGUUAGUCUAGUGUGUUCUGCUGCAGAUACAAGUGGAAAAAAGACAGUUUCUAACAUUACCAUGAAAAUUUGUCGUUCUUGUGGCACACCAUUUUCAAAUUCUCAGGCUAAUGAGCAAUUGUGUAUCAUUUGCAAAGAUUUCACAAAACGUAAUAGCUUUUCUAAGAGGGUAAAAGGAGUAAAAACUAAUCACCAGAAACUAAAUAAAGGUUUCCCGAAAUCGCCGAAAAGUAAAAGUAAAGUGAAAAACAGGUUACUUAAAGUUGUUCCUAAAUGUGAUAUGCAAAGACUGCUCUAUGGCGAUAAAACUGAUAAGUUAUCUUUGGAAAAAGGGUAUAACCAUUGCAAAACCAUUACUUUAUCUACACAAAAUAAUGAAAAAAUAUUAGAUAUUUCAAUCAAGUCUUCUGAUCAGUCUCAGAGUUCAGACACAGUUUUAAAAAGAGGUAAAGGUCCGGGGUCAAAGAAAAAUGCAGCAAAAGGUAAAAAACUUCAAAUGAACCAGAAAAAUAAUCAAGUUACUAACAAGAAAACCAAAUGUACUUUAAAGGAAGUUAAAGCUAACCCAGGAAAAUUUUCUAGUGUUGUAAAUUCUGAUUCAAAGUCGGAAGCAAACCUGUCACAAAACCAUGUUUCAUUGACUAAUGUUGGCAAAGGUUUGUUUUUGAUGACUUUUCCCGAACCUGAUAAAGAGCUUAAAAUGGAGGGAAACCUCUCAAAAUUAUCAUCUAAAAAAGAAAACAAAGUACUGUCAAAAAUGACUGUUACUGAGAGUAAAUCAUCUAAUGCAUCUGCAGUGGACAUAGCUGGAAAAAACACUUCAGGCUCUGGAAAAAAUGAUAAUCUUGAAAUACCCCCACUGCCAACUGUGGUGGUUGCAAAUUAUGCUGGUGAUGAUGCAGGAGAAUUUAGCUUAUCAAGCAUCUUCUAUCAGAAUGAUUCAACCGCACCUACAAGACCACAGUUAAUUCCUAAACCUGUUCAAUCACAAUUAAUUCCUAAACCUGUUCAACCACAAUUAAUUCCAAAACCUGUUCAGUUAAAUGUUGUGGUUAAUAGGCCCCAACUGUCCAUCACGCCUGUAUUGACAAGGAAUUCAUCACCUUUAACCACUUCAAUUCUUCCCAAUCUUCUGACAACCUCAAGCUAUAUGCCUACUUCAGUCAGACCAACAAGUGUUUUAAUUCAUCAACCUGCGACUAAUAUUACUUUGAGUGCUCCGUCUGGGCCAUUGAUCAUUAAUCAAGGAAAUACCUUGUGCAGAGUAACAAAUACAAACACUUGUUUGUCCAACAUGUUAACCUCAAACAUUCGCAUGCAAAAUAAUUUGCCUGGCCAAAUAACACUAGUUAGCAAUCCGUAUCCUGAUUUUUCAACAGCUGUAAGUGGAUCAUUGAGUUCCAACAAUGAAUCGCAAUUGAAAAUUACAAGUGUGGGAACGGUAAGAACUUCUUACGAAAUACAGAAUAACCGUUUAAACCCAUCAGAAAUGUAUUUAAGUGCUGAAACUGGUGAAUUCUUGCCUAAAAAUAACACUGCUCUUUCUGGCACUAGUCAUUUGUGUAAUGAAAUUACUGCACAAAACAAAUCUAACACCACCUUGGAAAAUGCAUCUCCAAAAGGAGAGACCGAUUUGAAAUUAAAUCAGAAAGAGUCUAAUACCAGUGUCAAAAGACAAACUGGUACAGCAAAUGCAUCUGAAACCAGUGAAAGUACCCCUAAAUAUUCACCAUUUAGUGCUGUCUAUGAAGAAAUAGAAGCAAUAGGUGUUUUAGCUGUUUUAGAUCUUGAAAGUAACCCUCGUCAUUUUCUUAAUAUGCGUUUAGAGCUAGCUAAAAUUGCGUUGCAAAAUGCAAGAAGCAGUUCUAGUGACAAAAUUUCUAAUUGUGAGUUCCAAUGUCGCAUUUUGGAAAUUGCUCAAAAAUGGUUGCGGCAGUAUGGGUCAUUUCAAAGAGUAUCUGAUCAUCUCUUGGGGAAAGAUAAUCUAAUUAAAAUUAAAAAAGAAAUACUCGAAGAAGAGGAAGAAGAAGAACAAGAAGAUGGCCGCUCUUCCUGUGCUUUUUCCAAAAGUCCAGCAUCUUUUUCCUCAUCCACAGACAACUCUUUGCAUACUGUACCACAAAACUCUUACAGUAAUCCGUCACCUGCAGCUGGUCCUCUUGAGAGACUCGAGACUCAGAUAGCCUCAAUAAAUCAUCCUGUGCUCCCAGACUUUGAGCCCAGCUCUAUCAUGCAUCAUUACCCUUCUGCUAGUCUUGGUGGUGCUGCUGCUGCCUCUGCUCCAAUGACUCCCAGAAAUGAUUUUGAUUCUCGAAUGACCCCAUCUAGAGGUAGCAGUGGCCCUCGAACUCCAGCAAGGCCUGAAAGUGCCACUUUGCAGGUGGAAGAACUCACUGCAGCUCAGAUCAAGCAGGAAAAAUUUGAAAAUGCUAUUUCACCUUCUUCCCGGUGUGCCUUCUCCCAAAGUACCACUCCUAUUUCUAGUCAAACUAUCACUACCCAGAUUGCAAACCCUUUGAAUGCCAUUGCUUCUGUAGCAAACAUGCCGAUUAUCAGCAGCAGUAUUGUUGCUCAGCAGCUGAACCAGCAAUCGAUGCAUCAAUACCGUGCCAGGGAAAUUCCUCCAAAUAGGACAGCCCCUUUUGACACCAGCCAGAAUCUGGCCCGUGCCCUUCUCACCAUGAAUCCCAGGCCUCCAAGUGGCAAUGUGCUCAAUGUUCAGCAAGUCUAUCUCCCGGGAAACGCUGGAUAUCUGCGAGCUCCCGCCCCAGUGCCUUCCACAUUGAGUUCUAAUAACUUUGUGUUGAGACAGAAUGCCUCUGUGAAUGUUACAAGUGGACAAAUUGUGGUGAACAAUAAUGCACAGAUGAGCUCUCAAGCAUUGUAUCCAGUGCUGAGCAGCGCAGCAAACCAGCAGGUGUACAACACAAACCAGCAGACGUACAACUCAAAUCAGCAAGUCUAUUACACUCCUCAGGUGUCUACCAGUCUGGUCCCUUCGCCAUCCUCCUAUGUUGUGCAAAACAAGCCUCUGUCCGUAGAUGUCGAUCAGAUGUUCUGUGCUGUUUGCAACAAAGUAGCGACACUUCGAUGCAAGCAGUGUGCUAAGGUUGCCUACUGCAACACGGCUUGUGCAAAAAUCUACUGGCACAAGAAGCACAAGAUGGAGUGUCGGUCUACUGCCAGUGAGUUAUGAAACCUGCUGACGGCCGGACAACAUUGAGUUUGAAAUCUGGCACACACUGAGGACUGGCUACCUCAAAAAAGGAGAGAUUGCAGACUUUUCUUUGAACUGUUAUCACAUCUAAAUGUCAUUGUUUUAUCUUGCUUGCUUCUGUAACACAGUGGGGCCACCACAUAACGCCGGGAAGAUUUUUGUGCUGAGCAUUUAGCUUUCAACACCUACAGUUUAUUUAUUGAAUUGUCUUUUGUGUAUGGAAUAGAUUGCGAUGAAGUAAUUUAGCACACAAUCUUCUUUCAAAGAAUGCAAUGAAAGAAACCUGCCUCAUUUCGUAAAAAUAUUAUCUUAUAUUGCUAUUCUUAUUUGUUUUUACUACUUCAAAAAUGUUUUUCAUGCUUAUUUUUACUUCAAAUGCAGUGUUACGAGGGACGUUAAGUCUUUUAGAAAAAGGUAUUGAAAAGAUUUUAUUUUCUUAAUCAUUGUUUUCUUUUUUCCAAUCUCUUUUUGCCUUCCUGCAUGUUUUCCAAACUGUUCCCAAAUGCUGUCAUUGUGCCAAAAAGAGAGAGAGAAAAAAAUCAUGCCUAAUUUUUUUUGUAAAAUUACAAACACUACCUUGUGGUACCUCAACUAUUUCACACAUUUUAAUUCAUCUAUCAGUUGAAACCAUAUUGUGGAUACCAUCAAUCAUGUUGAAGUUGAACACUUCUGAGAUAGUCACUUCCUUACUACUAAAUCCUGAAAGCUGUUCAGCUUUUGUGGAUGAACAGCCACAUAUUAACUCAUUUUUGCUCUACCGUAAGCAGUCGCAGAUACAGGAGA